AGCCGCUUCACCCCCUAAAACAGACGCCCCGCUCCUACGUACCGCAACCGUUCCCGUUUCUGCCGCUUAUUAACGCGUUGGCAUGCUAAUACAUAAACCAGCAAGGACACACGUGUAGGGACAUUGAAAGAUUAAAAUUGGAGAGAUUCGGGAGGUGUGUUGGAUUUUUAAAGGGCUCAGAAAGGGGGUUUAGCUUCACAGGCCCUUAUUUGCAGCUGUUUUUUGAGGGACCCCGCGCUACCACGUUGACACAUCUACGAGUGCGGACUGCGCAUGAGCGAUACGUGGUGGCCAAGUUGUAUGAACGCUGUAUCGGACUGGGCAGCUAGAGGAAGGAAGACCCGAGCCGGAGCAGAGCCUAUUCACACCGGGGAAGAGGCGGGGAGUGCGUGUUACAUUAAUAGGCUAUAUAUACCGUAGUGAGUCGGCUGUUAUUAGGAUAUUAGUUAUCAGAUACUAUAAAAAUGAUCCAGUGCGUGCACGCGAUGUUCUAUCUGGCGGUUUGGGUGGCGUUCGCCGCCUGCAGCGCUCCCCCGGUCCCGUUAGACGACAUCAUCAUUGAGAAAACUUUCGAGCCAGAAGUGUGCGGGCGUGCGGUGAAAGUAGGCGACUACGUCAGGUAUCACUACAUCGGCACGUUUCCCGACGGAAAGAAGUUCGAUUCGAGUUAUGACCGCGGUAGCACCUAUAAUGUGUUCGUGGGUAAGAAGCAGCUGAUCGCGGGAAUGGACAAGGCCCUGGUCGGCAUGUGUGUGAACCAGCGGAGUCUCGUCAAGAUCCCCCCGCAGCUGGCCUAUGGGAAAGGAGGAUAUGGUGACAUCAUCCCCGCAGACUCCAUCCUCCACUUUGACGUGCUGCUUCUGGACGUGUGGAACCCCGAGGACGGGGUGCAGAGCACCACCUACCUGACCCCGCCCACCUGCGUGCGCAAGGUGGAGGUGUCCGACUACGUGCGCUACCACUACAACGGCACCCUGCUGGACGGCACUCUGUUCGACUCCAGCCACACGCGCCUGCGUACCUACGACACCUACGUGGGGAUUGGCUGGCUGAUCGCUGGCAUGGACCAGGGCCUUUUGGGGAUGUGCGUCGGGGAGAGACGCAUCAUCACAAUGCCGCCAUCUCUGGGAUACGGCGAGAACGGAGACGGUAGUGACAUCCCUGGGCAGGCGUCGCUGGUGUUUGACGUGGUGCUGCUGGACCUCCACAACCCCCGGGACUCCAUCGCCGUGACCAACCAGGUGCUGCCCGAGCCGUGUCCGAGGAAGAGCGCCACGGGGGACUUUGUGCGCUACCACUACAACGGCUCGCUGCUCGACGGGACCUUCUUCGACUCCAGCUACUCGCGCAACCACACCUACGACACGUACGUGGGGAAGGGCUAUGUAAUCGCCGGCAUGGACGAGGCUCUGAUCGGGGUGUGCAUGGGCGAGCGGCUGACCAUCACCAUCCCCCCCCACCUGGCCUACGGAGAAGAAGGAACAGGCUCUAAGAUCCCCGGCUCGGCGGUGCUGGUGUUUGACGUCCACAUCAUCGACUUCCACAACCCCUCGGACACCACCGUGAUGACCGUCAUCCACAAGCCCGAGGAGUGCGAGAAGAUCACCAAGAACGGAGACUUCGUCAAGUACCACUACAACGCCUCGUUGAUGGACGGCUCCCACAUCGACUCCACGCACAACUACGGAAAGACGUACAACAUCGUGCUGGGGGCCAACCAGGUGGUGCCUGGUAUGGAGGAGGGCCUCAAGGACAUGUGUGUGGGAGAGAAGAGACACCUGGUCAUCCCCCCUCAUCUGGGCUACGGGGAGGGAGGCGUCACCGAUGAGGUGCCCGGCAGUGCGGUGCUGGUGUUUGACGUGGAGCUGGUUGAGGUGGAGGAGGGGCUUCCUGAAGGCUACAUGUUCAUCUGGAACGACGACGUGUCCCCCGACCUCUUCACCGAGAUGGACGUGGACCUCGACCAGCAGGUGGAGGCCUCGGAGUUCACAAACUACAUCAUGCGACAGGUGACGGAGGGCAGAGGUCGUCUGGCCCCGGGCUUCGACCCCUACCGCAUCAUCGACAACAUGUUCUCCAACCAGGACCGCAACGGAGACGGCAAGAUCACCGAGUCCGAGUUCAGGCUGAAGGCGGACGAGGCGACCCACGACGAGCUAUGACGGGCUUCAUGAUGUCCCUGAAGACCCCCUAGUCGGGGUUUAACAGUUCAAGUGGGCCGGGGGUUGAGGGGGACCAUUGAGAGGGGGAUUGGUUGGUUGGGGGUCGAGGGGGUUAUCUGGGGAGGGGGGACGAAGGUCAGGAGUGGCGUAUGAACCGUUUUUUUAGUGGUGUAUUUUUUUAUCGUGUCGAAAUUCAGAAAUUGUCUCGGUUGCAUGUACCCCCCAUUUUGUUUUUCGGGGGGGAUGGAUAAACCGGGUCUAUACAACCUUUUUUUUGUUUGUUUCUUUGAGUACAUAGUUCAUGCGAUGAACCUCAUCCAAGUUGGAUUGACAUUUUUUACGAAUCCAAAGCAGGAUAUCACGAUAAGUCGCCUGGAGGACAAAGACAACUGCAUGUGGACCAGAUAGCAUAGAGAUCACUUAAUGUGAAGGCGAUGAAGAAGAGUGAGACUCACCACACUCUCUUUCAGUUUUUGUUUCUGUCGCAAUGUAUUAAGAUGUCCUUUUGUAUUGAGUAUUUGUAUUUGGGCUUUGAGCAGACCUCAAGUACGUUCUGGUACGUUAACAAGCCAGGACCUCUGCCUUAUUGCCCCUGGUUGGCUUGUUCCUCCUCAGCUUAAAGUCGGGCUGUUGGCAGUAUUGUGUGGUUGUGUUUACCGUGCAUAUCACUGGUUUCAAAUGUAUCUCCUAGUAAUAUCUUGAUGAACCAAUACAUCAGUUACAAUUUCUCACUCUUCAUUAUCAUGGCGGAGUGUGUGUGUGUGUGUCUGUGCGUAAGUGUGUGUGUGUGUGUGUGUGUGUGUGUGUACAUAUAUGUGUGUGUGUGUGUGUGUGUGUGUAUGAAUUUUGUCCUAGAGCUACAUUAAUUUUAACCGCCAUACCGACAUUACAUGGAUCCACCUGACCACCUGGCAGUGUACACCUUCCCCAGCUAGACCUUUCUAACCCGUGGUCCAGGCUGCUGGUGUGCUUGUCUGUAGUUCUACUUGACACUGAGAAUGGAAAUGUAGUGGAAAGUGUGUGCAAUCACUUUUUUAUCUUUUGCUUCAUAACUGAACUUUGGUUUUCAUUGUUAUUUUGCAGACGCAAAUAUUUAAUAUGAAUAAAAGUACGGACCAACCUUUAA
Gadus morhua (Atlantic cod) is the source of this 3288-nucleotide messenger RNA. It is a transcript of the gene fkbp9, whose product is annotated as FKBP prolyl isomerase 9. Gene Ontology annotation, cellular component: endoplasmic reticulum. The coding region runs from base 465 to 2162 and encodes 565 amino acids. The transcript is spliced from 10 exons. Lineage: Eukaryota; Metazoa; Chordata; Actinopteri; Gadiformes; Gadidae. The record is from RefSeq and is a predicted model, not a curated record. Gene Ontology annotation, molecular function: calcium ion binding; peptidyl-prolyl cis-trans isomerase activity.